AGAUGCUAAUGUCGCUAAUGUCAAGUUAAUCCCACAUUUACGAUUUUUCUUUUUUAUCAAUCGAUCAGAUUCAGUCAACAUGUGCCACAAGCAGAGCAGCAACAACAUCAACAACAUCAGUCACAACCCAACACAUUGGGACGUUGUAUACUCAGUGAUAAAGAUAAAAUGAUACAACCCGAUGCAUUCCGGGCUGCACCCUAUGACGAAGAAUACAUGGAAAAUCAAUGUUACGAGCGACCGAUCGAGAACGAUAGCUGUUCAUACGAAUUGUAUGCGAACAGUAGCUUCAUUUAUGCGGAAGCAAAAUAUUUGGGUCUAACCCAAAAGGAGUGUCAAUCAUUGUGCUCACAUGAAACGAAAUUCUAUUGCCAAGGCGUGUCAUUCUAUUUUGAGCGCGAUCUGACCAAUUCGGAAUGUCUACUACACUCGGAGGAUAUUAUAUCGAUGGGACCCCGCAGUCUGAAACUAAGAGAGAAGUCUGUCUAUAUGCGGCGUGUCAAGUGUUUAGAUGUACAGGUGCUGUGCACACAAGACGAAAUGGCCAUCAAAUAUACGCCGAAAGAUUGGUUUUAUGGUAAAAUGUAUGCCAGCAUGCAUUCAAAGCAGUGUAUGGUGCAAGGCAACGGCACAAGUAGCACAGUGUUACGUCUACCGAUCGGCACCGAGGUCAAAGAGAAUCGUUGCGGCAUUUUGCGUGCCUACGAAGUCACCAAAGCAUAUCAAAGAAUUUUCAUAUCCGCGUUGAUAGUAAUACAAAAUAAUCGAAACGUGCAAACACAGGGUGAUCGUCUCAUCAAAGUCGGUUGCAUAAUGAGCAAUUCGACGAUGCGCAAGGAUGGGCACACUGAUGGACGCAAUGAUGAGGAUGGUUUGGAGGGUGAAGAUAUACCGAAUGCUAUUGCAUUGGAGUCUUCAUUAGAGUUCGCACAGCACAUGCUACCCAACGAGGGCUCACUGCUAUUCAAUAGCACGGAUGUGCCACUCCUACCGAAAGUCACACUACAAAUUGUCGAUCUGUCGCAUCAACACGAAACGAAUGAUGUGCAAAUUGGACAAAAUCUAGAACUACAAAUCAUUGCUGAAUACUCACCACACCAGCAACAGUUGGUUAACUAUGCACUGCCACCAUUGCCCGACUUUCGCGCGACUUCGCUGAUUGCCAAAACACAGGACAAUCAAAAUUUCGUGCAACUCAUCGAUGAACGUGGCUGCCCCAUUGAUGUCACGGUAUUUCCCGCAUUGGAGCGUAAACACUCAACUACACAAAAUAUGUUAAGAGCACGUUUUCACGCCUUCAAAUUUGCCGGAUCUUCGUUAGUAAACUUUGAUGUGAAUAUACGUUUUUGUAAACAACGCUGCCUCGGAGAUAAUUGUUAUCCAUAUGGUAGUGGCGGUGGUGGUGGUGGUGGUGUUAGCACGAGCACCAGCAAGGAUGACAGCUAUAGCAGCGCUACAGCUAAUCUUGUAAGUUCUGCUACACGAAAACGCCGCCAGAUCCGGCCACCAAUUAGGGAAGAGGAGCCAGAGUCUCCACUCUCGGAUCGUUUUAAGGUUCAAAACCCCGUUUACAUAUCGACGGUGAUGGAUGUACCCCAAGAACAGCUUGAAGAGAUGAAUUUGACGCGUGACUCAAAGACUGACAAUAUGUCGAUGCAAGAUUUGGGCAUACUUCCACUGAACUAUAAUUUACACGUGCGUGGUCCUGAUCAGGUCAGCAGUAAUAGCUUUAUUUAUGGCGAGCGUGGCGUCUUACUGAUUGCGGGCAUUGAUCACAUGCAAUUGGACAACUUUUGCUUGAAUCAAAGCCUUCUCAUCGCUCUACUGAUUUUCUGGCUAAUCUUUCAGGUUGCACUCAUGUUCAGCUGCUGCUAUGUUAUACAGAAAUACAAACGUUUGGCAGUAAUGGAUGAAGAACGCCGAAAGAUCAAAGAGAGCCUAGACUACCUCGAAAGUCGACGCGUACACUGGGCGGACCAAGGUGGUUACACGCUUUGAUAAUAAAUAAAUUCAAAUUUACACUUUUGCUUGUAAAUAAAUCUUGAU
Messenger RNA from Rhagoletis pomonella (apple maggot), 2046 nucleotides. RefSeq lists its product as uncharacterized. The coding region runs from base 169 to 1998 and encodes 609 amino acids. NCBI's taxonomy places the organism in Eukaryota, Metazoa, Arthropoda, Insecta, Diptera, Tephritidae. The record is from RefSeq and is a predicted model, not a curated record. The transcript has 6 exons.